Molecule: messenger RNA, 936 nt
Organism: Staurois parvus
Lineage: Eukaryota; Metazoa; Chordata; Amphibia; Anura; Ranidae
Source: the annotation of a GenBank genome assembly
AUAUAGUGAAUGCGGGGUCCGGGGAGACCACAUAUAGUGAAUGCAGGGUCCGGGGAGACCACAUAUAGUGAAUGCAGGGGUCCGGGGAGACCGGAUAGAGUGAAUGAGGGGUCCGGGGAGAGCGGAUAGAGUGAAUGUGGGGUCUCCCUGGACCCUGCAUUCACUAAAUCCGCUCUCCCCGGACCCUGCAUUCACUAUAUCCGCUCUCCCCGGACCCUGCAUUCACUAUAUCCGCUCUCCCCGGACCCUGCAUUCACUAUAUCCGCUCUCCCCGGACCCUGCAUUCACUAUAUCUGGUCUCCUCAGACCCUGCAUUCACUAUAUCUGCUCUCCCCGGACCCUGCAUUCACUAUAUCCUGUCUCCCCGGACCCUGCAUUCACUAUAUCUGGUCUCCCAGGACCCUGCAUUCUCUAUAUUCGCUCUCUCCGGAUCCUGCAUUCACUUUAUCUGGUCUCCCCGGACCCUGCAUUCACUAUAUCCGGUCUCCCAGGACCCUGCAUUCACAAUAUCCGGUCUCCCCGGACCCUGCAUUCACUAUAUCUGGUAUCCUCGGACUCUGCAUUCACUAUAUCUGGUCUCCCACAGUACACACAACAUGGAAAUGCAAUUAUUAAGUAAAUAGAAACUGCUAAAUCCCUUUUCUAAUCAGCAGUAUAUAGCAAUCUUGUGACUUCUAUCAGUGUCCAGCAGAACACUGGUUAAUCUUGUAGGAGUUUUCAUUCUCUUUUGACUGUCCUAUGAAGCUGCAUGACCCCUGACCUUCUGUCUGGACAGCUCUGAUUGGUCCUGUGCCGAUCACAUGCAUCCUCCCCAAAAAGACUCUUUGCACAUGCUCAGUUUGGUGUGUAUUGCUAGAGUGUCUCCUAGAGUUCUGUACUUCAGCAGAUGGAUUGGGGAUAGUAGAAGAAGGGGAGGAUCAUAGAAGACAGGAUCAA